AUGUCUACCAGCGCUAUAGUUCUACUCUGCCUCUUUCCGACUUUGUACUUCCUCAAGAAACUGUUGUUUCCUGCAAAACAGUUGGCCCCACUUCCUCCCGGACCUAAAGGACUACCUAUCAUUGGAAAUGCCCUUGACUUUCCUACAAAAGAUAUCGGCCAGGAGUACGUGAGGUGGGAAAAAUUACACGCAAGCAGCAUCUUACAUGCAACGGCCUUCGGAACCCAUGUCAUAGUUCUAAACAAGAAAGAAGCGGCAGAUGAGUUAUUCGAGAGAAGGGCACAGAAAUAUUCAGAUCGUCCCCAUUUCCCACUCGCUGAGAUGGUUGGUCUCUCCUACAACAUGGCUUUCAUGGGCUAUGGGGACAAGUGGCGAUUGUGCAGAAAAAUCACCCAGCAGAUGUUCCGUCAGGGAUCGAUGGAAAACUUCAACUGGGUGAUACAGCGCAAGGUACACCAAGCACUAGGAGGAUUGCUUAGCGAUCCCAACGAUUUCGCUUAUCACAAUAAAAUGUUAGCUAUCGCAAUCCCUAUGGCCUCGAUGUACGGAUACGACGUGCAAUCUCCUAAAGAUCCUUGUAUUAUUGCGGCAGACAAGAGUCUGAACUUAAGUAUACAACUGAUUGCGCCUGGAGGGAGUCUCAUCAAUAUUCUCCCAAUUCUGAAGCACGUUCCCGCAUGGUUCCCUGGAGCAUCAUCUCGUAAGGCUGCGGAAAGAGUUAGGAAAUUAACCGAAGACAUGCAGCAGAUUCCCCUGGACUUCGUCAAAUCACAAAUGUCCAAAGGUACUGCCGCGCCAUCGUUUGUGGCUGAGUUCCUCGAAAGGAAGCAGACGGUCGGCGUUUCAGAGGAAGAGGAGGCAGCUGUACUUAGCAUUGCACCGACGGUGUAUGCGGGCGGUUCCGAUACAACCGUAUCCACCCUUGGGACCUUCAUUUAUCUCAUGGCCGUAAAUCCCGACGUUCAAAAGAAAGCCCACGCUGAAAUUGACUCGAUCAUCGGCACCAAACGUCUUCCAGAAUUUGAGGAUCGUCCCAUGAUGCCUUAUGCUGAAGCUAUAUAUCGCGAAGUCCUUCGGUGGAAACCUCCUAGCCCGGUAGGUAUUCCUCAUACAGCAGCUGAGGAUGACAUCUAUGACGGUUAUUUUAUCCCGAAAGGAACAACGGUUCUCGCAAACAUAUGGGCGAUGACACAUGAUGAAUCGGUCUACUCCCAGCCUGAUAUUUUUAGGCCCGAACGUUUCUUUAAUGCCGAUGGAACUCUGAAUGACGAUGAUCGUGUCUUGACUUACGGAUUUGGGAGACGGCAACACAUGGCAAGCAAUAUUCUAUGGAUGGCCAUGGUUUCUAUUCUGGCGGCCUUCAAUAUUGGGAAAGCUCGUGACGAAUCAGGAAACGAGAUAGACAUUACCGACGAAUAUGUUGACUUUGGAUUCCUCACACAUAAGAAGCCAUUCAAGUGUUCAAUCACCCCUCGAAGCGUCACUGCGCAACAACUUGUCGAGCAAGCCUGCGCAAAUGCAUAA
Psilocybe cubensis is the source of this 1524-nucleotide messenger RNA. RefSeq lists its product as uncharacterized. The record is from RefSeq and is a predicted model, not a curated record. Lineage: Eukaryota; Fungi; Basidiomycota; Agaricomycetes; Agaricales; Agrocybaceae. Gene Ontology annotation, molecular function: oxidoreductase activity, acting on paired donors, with incorporation or reduction of molecular oxygen; monooxygenase activity; iron ion binding. The coding region runs from base 1 to 1524 and encodes 507 amino acids. The transcript is spliced from 12 exons.